UCCCUUUGAGUGUAUACCCGGAAGUGUCAAAAUAUUCCGGGAGAUCUAAACAUGGCGUCUAGGGAGUUACUGGCUUCAGAGAUGAAUGCGUCCAGCCUAAGUUUAAAUCGUUGCCCGAUGUUCCCUGAUAACCCAGAUCAUUGUGAUACUGUGGUUCUGGUGAGGAAAGUGGUGGCCUCGUUCUCCUUUAUUGGAUGUGUCUUCAUGAUCUUCGUCAUCUGGCUCUUUAAGAAAUACAUCGUGUUUACACAGAGGUUGAUCCUGUACCUGAGCAUCAGUGCGCUGUUGGACAGCAUCUCCUAUCUCAUGGAACACACAGAGAGUGACAUGAUCCCUGACAGUAAACUGUGCAACUUCUUGGGAUGGUGGCUGACAUUUUUUGACUGGACGGUGCUGCUGUGGGUGGGCUGCAUCACCUUCAACCUCUACAUGAACGUCAUCAGGGCCACCACCACACACAGGUUUGAGUGGGCCUACCAUAUUUUGUGCUGGGUGUUUUCAUUUGUGGUGUCCUGCUUGCCUUUCAUCAACGACCGCUACGGGCCUGCUGGAGCCUGGUGCUGGAUUAUCGAAGACUGGAAAUGGAGGCUGGGCAUCUGGUAUGGCCCUCUGUUCAUCAUCAUUGCCUUGCUGUUUGUGGCCUAUAUCUACAUCUCCGUCAUGCUCCACAGAAAGGCCAACACCUGGGAAGGAACAUACGAUCCUGACACAGAGAGAGAACAUCAAAUGCUGAAGGAGGAUAUCAAACCACUGAGGUUCUACCCCUUUGUGUACCUGGCCGUGUCCAUCUUCCCCCUCAUCAACAGGAUUCAGAAUGCAAUAUCCCCCCAUUACCAUGUGUUUGCGCUGGUCCUGCUGGCGUCUAUAUCAGCUCCACUGCAUGGUGCUCUAAAUGCUAUUGUGUUCGGUAUGGACAAAGAAACAUUACACAAGUUGAAACCUGCACAAAUACGCGUGGCGUUUCAGAGUCACUUGCAUCAUCAAGAAGUGCGAGAGUACCCCGUGGCGUACCGCUCCCCCGAAACGCCUCCCAGUCACAGCGUGGAGUCCCAAGCACCUCGAUUCCAGCACAUCUCCUACUCCAAACUGCAUUAAUACAUUACUAAUAUAUGUAACAUUGUCAUACUAACCCUCUCAAUGCUAGGAGCAACGACUAAUACUAGAGCCAUAGACCGCCUCCGUGGUCCAGUGGAUUGAGCGUUUGUCUGGAGAGUGGAUGGUUGGUGGUUUGAUCCCUGUCUGCGUCAUACCAAAACACAUGAAAAGACGGUGCUUGUAACCUUUUAUGCAGUAAGGGGAUAAUACAAGGACUGGUCGGCUUGGAGUCAGUAUAUGGUGUCUCAUUGGGGUAUCCAUGUUAAACUGCGGCAUGGUAUCUCAGUGGGCUAGCACUAUAAAACUGGUAUAAGUCCGGACUAGUACUAGAAGCCACACACACACACACAUGUUGCUAUAUAAGUGCAAUAAUCCUGAAUGCGACAUAAAUUUCACCUCACAAGUUUCGUAUAUUAUAUUUUUGCAUUGUUCUGCAUGAUCACAAGUUUAUUGUUUGUUGAGAUUAUGUUUUGAUUAUGUAAGAGUCUAUCAUAAGGGUUAAUAUUAUUUUUGGUAAGUUGGUGAAAGAUCCUGUUUUAUUGACGUGGUCUGGCCUUAUUACAAUAUUUUAUAUAUUUGCAUAAGCAGUGUUCCCUUUAACCGGUAUAUACCAGUCUUUUACCGGUAAAAUUAAGCUUGGACCAGUAAUUCAUGUGCCUGUCAGUCCUUUACAAAUCUUUGUUUUUGAACAAAACAUUGGCUAUAUUCAUAUAAGUAUAUGUUUCGAAUGAAGUCAGCAUGUCUGUCAGCAUCACGGAUUCCCCUUGUCUAUUUUUAGUGCAAGCAAAUCACAUUACGCUUUGCAUCGAGGUUAACUGUACAUUUGUGGCAACUUCAGCUCGAAAUAUUAACCAAAAAAAAGAGAAACAUGUGACUGAACUUUAUGUAAAUGACAUGUAAAUUUAACAAAGUUACUUCAGAGAUGGCGUCAUUGCAUUAAACAUGAUAUUAAGAAUUAAAACCAGGUAAUUUUCAUACUUUUUUUAUUUGGUAAAAGUUGAGACUGACGGAAAUUAGGGGGUACUGGUCAUUUUUAGAGUUGCCAGUCCUGGUGGACUGGUAGUUUCAAAAGUCAACGGGAACACUGGCAUAAGUUCUCCUUCUCCUUCUUCUCAACAAUUUUGUUAUUUGAAAGACAUUGAGAAUAUGUUAUAUCCCAAUCCAGUGUCCAUGGUAACCGCUGUGGGGCCAUUGUGUGCUGGACGUUCAGCCUUGAGAACAGUCUGUGUCUUCUCGGGGGGUACAAGUCAGAUAACCUUGUACUCUGUAGGACUGCACGGAGUACAAGUCAGAUAACCUUGUACUCUGUUGGACUGCACGGUGUACAAGUCAGAUAACCUUGUACUCUGUAGGACUGCACGGGGUACAAGUCAGAUAACCUUGUACUCUGUAGGACUGCACGGUGUACAAGUCAGAUAACCUUGUACUCUGUAGGACUGCACGGUGUACAAGUCAGAUAACCUUGUACUCUGUAGGACUGCAUGGUGUACAAGUCAGAUAACCUUGUACUCUGUAGGACUGCACGGUGUACAAGUCAGAUAACCUUGUACUCUGUAGGACUGCACGGUGUACAAGUCAGAUAACCUUGUACUCUGUAGGACUGCACGGUGUACAAGUCAGAUAACCUUGUACUCUGUAGGACUGCACACUGUUACCAGUACACUGCACUAUGUUUCAAGUAAUGCAUAUUGCAAUAAUCAGUGUUCCAGUAUAUUGGGUAAAAAAGUUUUGUUAUCAUUUGUAUCGCUUAACCUAAGGUCAACACAGAGAUGCAUUCAUACAUGAUGUCUUUCCCUCGAAACUGACAAAAUGACAGAAACACGAAAGUUUUCACUCACAUUGUUAUCUCCCCUGAAUGCAUGACUACAAAAUGGCAGCGACUGAUCAUGCUGAAUAAUAUCUACUUUGGUAUGUAGAAAAUAGGAUCUGCGUGUACAAACAGUGUAAAACACUAAGCUCACAAUAUAUCACAAUACAGACACCUGUAUCAAAAUAUAUUGCAAAACCAUUUUUUUGCUAGUGCACAGUCCUACUUAUUAAAAGAACAACCAAUCCUGUUUAAUUGACUUUCUUGAUUGUGUGUCUGGUGGUUCAACAUUGUAUCAUUCACUGUAAUGUUAGAUGUUAACGUUUCUUGUCCUGUUGGGGGCAGGGUUGACUUAGUCGUCUAAAGAGAUGCAAAGUCUUUGUCCAAAGUUGUGUCCUUUGGGCAAACCAGAAACCUAACAAUAGCCAAUAAGCUGGACCCCCUGGAAUAGAAACAUUUUGAAUAUGCAUAUGAAUAUACUUUGUGAGCAAAUACUCAACGGCUCAAAACAUUGUCGGGAUGAUAAAACUCUGAAGUCACAAUCAGCGUUAAUUAUAAUACUACGUUUAUCACAAUACUAUGUUUAUCUUAACAAGUUAAUCAAAAUAUGUUUAUCACUUCUUUGAAAGGCAUUUAAAAGUGAUACACAUAAGGAAGAGAAUUUAUGGAUGUCAACGUUUCGGAGUAUAUGCAUACCCCUUCAUCAGGUGAAUGAAUGCUACAAGGCAGAGAGCAUAUGUAUGUACGUGUAAGAACAAGAAGACUAAUUUGAUAACAAAAGGUGGAAACUUAACAAGGGAAGCCAACACAUAAUUUGUUUCCACCUUUUGUUAUCCAUAAAUUCUCUUCCUUAUGUUUAUCACUAUUCUACAAUCAUAACAAGACUAUGUCUAUCAAAAUACUAAGUUUAUCACAAUACCAUACAUAUCAUGAUACAAGAUGUCUGAGUGAAAUUGCUUUUUGUAGGCCAUAUUGAUACACUACAGGUCACAAUUGUAUUUUUUACAAAAUCCGUUUUAGAUGCCAAAUGUUUUUCGCUAAUUUACCUCAGGUACUCCAUAAUAUAUCGUGUAUAUUCAAGUUAAUUGAUGCCAAACAAACAAUCAUUUGAAUGGGAAACUAAUUUCCUUCUUGUAUUAAUAUGCUUGUGUUGACACGAUGAUUUUGUUUGUUUAUUACAUAAUGUCAGUCUCAUUAAUAUUGCAGUUAUAUGACAGCAGUCUGUAAAUAAUCUUGACCAGACAAUUCAGUGAUUCAUUGCAACCCAUGCUUGUCAUAAGAGGUGACUGAAUGGAUCAGGGGGUCAGACUAGGUGACAAGGUUGAUGCAUGUUAUCGUAUCCCAGUUGUGUGGAUCGAUGCUCAUGAUGUCAAUCACUAGUUGGCUCCGGUCCUGCCUCAAUUAUUAACAGACCACAGUCAUAUAGCUGGAAUAUUGUGGUCGUAAACAACAAACAAGUUUUGUAGAUAUAAUUUUUCAUCUGUUCAGUUAUUAUCUAGCUUUUGUUCAGAUGCUAGAGGUGAAAGUAUCAGAUGAUUUAUGAUGCUACUAUAGUUUCACAGUAAUUCUCAUAAAGUCACCUCUUACGACCAGACUUAUGAUUCAAAUGCGAAAUGAUUGAUGGAUAGGACCAAAAAGAUAAUCAUUUGGUGGCUGUCAUGUGACCAACCCUUCCCAAGAUGGCCUAAAUAGUUUGUUUUUGUUAUAUAUAUGCCCAUUUAUACCCUGUCAAACCAUGGGUACAUUUUAAGAACUAGCACUGCAGGUCUAAGAAAUGAAACAAUGAAUGCCUACAAACAAUCUGGAAUUGAACAUGUUGUUGAUGACUUAGCCUAAAUGAUUUGUUGUAGUGAAUGCUGCAUAGGUGUUGUGGUAAAGGGAAUCUUUAGUAGAUGGAAAGGUUCUCCAGAUGAAAGGGUUCACUAGAUUAAAGGUUCUCCAGAUGAAAGGUUCUCCAGAUGAAAGGGUUCACUAGAUUAAAGGUUCUCCAGAUGAAAGGUUCUUGAGAUGAAAGGUUCUUGAGAUGAAAGGUUCUCUAGAUUAAAGGGUUCUCUAAAUGAAAGGUUCUCCAGAUGAAAGGGUUCACUAGAUUAAAGGUUCUCCAGAUGAAAGGUCCCCAAGAUGAAAGGUCAUCCAGAUGAAAGGUUCUCCAGAUAAGAGGGUUCUCAAGAUGAAAGGUUCCUCAGAUGAAAGGUUCUUUAGAUUAAAGGGUUCUCUAGAUGAAAGGUUCUCUUGAUGAAAGGUUCUCCAGACGAAAGGUUCUCCAGAUGAAAAGGUUCUGCAGAUGGAAAGGUUCUCUAUAUGAAAGGGUUCUCCAGACGAAAGGUUCUCCAGAUGAAAAGCCUCUCCAGAUGAAAGGUUCUCUGGAUGAAAAGGGUUCUCCAGAUGAAGGUUCUCUAGAUGAAAAGGUUCUCCAGAUGAAGGGGUUCUCUAGAUGAAAGGGUUCUCCAGAUGAAAAGGUUCUCAGAUGAAAGGUUCUCUAGAUGAAAGGGUUCUCUAGAUGAAAGGGUUCUCUGGAUGAAAGGGUUCUCCAGAUGAAAGGUUCUCUGGAUGAAAGGGUUCUCCAGAUGAAAGGUUCUCCAGAUGAAAGGUUCUUGAGAUGAAAGGUUCUCCAGAUGAAAGGGUUCUCUAAAUGAAAGGUUAUCCAGAUGAAAGGGUUCACUAGAUUAAAGGUUCUCCAGAUGAAAGGUCCUCCAGUUGAAAGGUUCUCCAGAUAAGAGGGUUCUCCAGAUGAAAGGUUCUUUAGAUUAAAGGGUUCUCUAGAUGAAAGGUUCUCCAGACGAAAGGUUCUCCAGAUGAAAAGGUUCUCUACAUGAAAGGGUUCUCCAGUGGAAAGGUUUUCCAGAUGAAAGGGUUCACUAGAUUAAAGGUUCUCCAGAUGAAAGGUUCUUGAGAUGAAAGGUUCUCUAGAUUAAAGGGUUCUCUAAAUGAAAGGUUCUCCAGAUGAAAGGGUUCUCAGAUGAAAGGUUCUCUAGAUGAAAGGGUUCUCUAGAUUAAAGGUUCUCCAGAUGAAAGGUUCUCUGGAUGAAAGGGUUCUCCAGAUGAAAGGUUCUCUAGAUGAAAGGGUUCUCCAGAUGAAGGGGUUCUCUAGAUGAAAAGGUUCUCCAGAUGAAACGGUUUUCAGAUGAAAGGGUUCUCUAGAUGAAAGGGUUCUCUAGAUGAAAAGGUUCUCUAGAUGAAGGUUCUCUGGAUGAAAGGGUAUCUAGAUGAAAAGGUUCUCUAGAUGAAGGGGUGCUCGAGAUGAAAGGGUUCUCCAGAUGAAAAGGUUCUCCAGAUGAAACGGUUCUCAGACGAAAGGGUUCUCUAGAUGAAAGGGUUCUCCAGAUGAAAGGCUUCCCCAGAUGAAACGGUUCUCUAGAUGAAACGGUUCUCAGAUGAAAGGUUCUCUAGAUGAAAGGGUUCUCUGGAUGAAAAGGUUCUAUAGAUGAAAGGGUUCUCCACAUGAAAGGGUUCUCUAGAUGAAACGGUUCUCAGAUGAAAGGGUUCUCUAGAUGAAAGGGUUCUCUAGAUGAAAGGGUUCUCUAGAUGAAAGGGUUCUCCAGAUGAAAGGGUUCUCUAGAUGAAAUGGUUCUCAGAUGAAAGGUUCUCUAGAUGAAAGGGUUCUCUGGAUGAAAGGGUUCUCUAGAUGAAAGGGUUCUCCGGAUGAAAGGGUUCUCUAGAUGAAAGGGUUCUCUACAUGAAACGGUUCUCAGAUGAAAGGGUUCUCCAGAUGAAUGGGUUCUCUAGAUGAAAGGGUUCUCCAGAUGAAAAGGUUCUCUACAUGAAAGGGUUCUCCUGAUGAAAGGCUUCCCCAGAUGAAACGGUUCUCAGAUGAAAGGGUUCUCCAGAUGAAUGGGUUCUCUAGAUGAAAGGGUUCUCCAGAUGAAAAGGUUCUCUACAUGAAAGGGUUCUCCUGAUGAAAGGCUUCCCCAGAUGAAACGGUUCUCAGAUGAAAGGGUUCUCUAGAUGAAAGGGUUCUCUAGAUGAAAGGGUUCUCUAGAUGAAAAGGUUCUCCAUAUGAAUGGGUUCUCUAGAUGAAGGGGUUCUCCAGAUGAAAAGGUUCUCAGAUGAAAAGUUUUCUUGAUAAAACAGUUCUCCAGAUGAAAAGGUUCUCUGGAUGAAAGGGUCCUCUACAUGAAAGGGUUCUCUAGAUGAAAGGGUUCUCUAGAUGAAAGGUUCCCUUGAUGAAAGGGUUCUCUACAUGAAAGGGUUCUCUAGAUGAAAGGUUCCCUUGAUGAAAAGGUUCUCCAGAUGAAAAGGUUCUCUACAUGAAAGGGUUCUCUAGAAGAAAGGUUCUCCAGAUGAAAAGGUUCUCUAGAUAAAAAGGUUUCCCUAGAAGAAAGGGUUCUUUAGAUGAAACAGUUCUCCAAAAGAAAGGAUUUUCUUGAUGAUAAUGAAAGGGUUCUCUAGAAGAAAGGGUUCUUUAGAUGAAAGGUUCUCCAAUGAAAGGAUUCUCUUGAUAAUGAAAGGGUCCCACGCGACCUGAAUUUGUUUCUUACAAAACUUGAGCUUCUAAGUGGAGGCUGAAGUCCCUGCUGCGGCAUUAAGCAAUAUUGAGUCACUCCCAAUUGAUUCUAAAACCUAUCAGGUAAAAAAUGUUUUGGAUAUAAGUGGAUACGCUUUUCAAGAGUCUUUUUAAGCUGACUCAUCAAAAGUUGGCCCAUGAAGGACAUCUCUCAAUGUGAUAAAUGAAUAAUUUACUUUCCGUCCAUACAUGCUUGAAUGAAUGUGUUUGUUCAAGUAAUUCUUUUCAAUAAAUUGGUAUUGGAUAUUCAUUUGUUACAUUAAUAUAUAUGGUAUUGAGCAAUUGAUGAUGCACACAGCAAUGUCACAGCAGUUUCCAGCUUUAACCAAAUAAAAUAAGAAAUUGUACAGCUUAUGAUUCAUGUAUAUUAUAAAUGUAUAUUUGCUAUUUAUCAUAUUGAUUUAUGUAUAAUUGCCAGAAUAUUUAAGGAUUGACUGUGCAUUUUUCCGUUCAUAUAGGUUUGAAUCGAAAAAUACCUAUGUGCAAACUAUGAUUCUGUUGAGCGUAACUAAAUAAUUUAUUUCUAUAUGAUAGCCAGAAUAUAUACUAUUAGUCAUAGAGAAGAAUAAGUAGAUGAUGUAGGAAAAAAAACUAUCAAUUAGUCAUUCAUACAUGUUAAUACAUUCCGUAAUAUUUUUACAUGAAUUAUGCCUUUUGGAAUUUCAUUUUAUAUAACUGGUCUCAGUAUUUGGCAUAAUGCUUGUUUUGAGAUCAUGAAGAUGAACUUUGUUUUCUCAUCUGAUUAUACUGUUAUUGUGUGACUGUGACAUUGAGUGAUGUUCGUGACAUCAUUCACUGGUUUGCCUCAUCAAGACCUUCUGUGAACUAUGCCCCUGAAACCCAACCUGAAAUUGCAUGGUCACAAAUGUUUGUCAGUGAUACAGAAGAAUGCCAGUGCUUUGUGAUGUACAAAAGUAUGUCAAUGAUAUACUUACUCAAAACAAGUUAAAGAGCACCCACAAUUGAAAGUCUGUGUUGCAAUUCCCACGAGCCAUGACGGAUUGAUUAUAGUCAUAUGAAAAAUAUGGGUGUUUUUUAACUUCUUGUGAGUAGUAUGUAUACCACUCAACUCUUCAUAGGAAUAUUUUGAGUGUCAGUGUUGGAACUGAAUGCAACUAUUUGUUUGGGGAAGUCCGCGAAAAUUGUUCAAUGUUCCCAUGGACUGGAGUAUCUUCUCUUUCUUUCAAGUUACAAUGAACAUAAGUAUACAAUUUUAUAAGUUGUUGUCCUCUGUGUUUUGUAAAAGGAUGACAAGUCGAGUGUUUUUUCCAGGAUUCAGGCUAAUUUGAUCAUAAUUAUGCAUUUUAAAAUGAGUUGUGUGCAGAAAAAACAAAAACAUUUAUUAUUUUUUCAGUGAUAAAAUUCUUUUAAUUUUUGGAACUAUAAUUACAUGUAAUUAAAUCACAAAGUGGUCAGUCAUUAGUAAAGAAAUGUCUUGAUGUAAGCAAAGUCUGUCAUGCUCAUGACCGUUAUGUUUACUAUGAAUACAAAAGUGAAUGAAUUCCUGUGAUGUAUAUAGAAACGUUGAUCUGUGCAUGACCAGAAUCGAUGUAUUUGUGUCUGAUAUUUCAUGCAGACAGACCGUAUGUAAAAAAAUACAUAUCCAUAAUCUUAGUUAUGACUUUCAUACACUCCCACACUGGUUGAAUGGAAAUCCCUACCCCCCCCCCCCCCCCCCCCCCCCC
Haliotis rufescens (red abalone) is the source of this 9091-nucleotide messenger RNA. RefSeq names its product cyclic AMP receptor-like protein A. Gene Ontology annotation, cellular component: plasma membrane. Lineage: Eukaryota; Metazoa; Mollusca; Gastropoda; Lepetellida; Haliotidae. The coding region runs from base 52 to 1095 and encodes 347 amino acids. The transcript has 15 exons. The record is from RefSeq and is a predicted model, not a curated record. Gene Ontology annotation, molecular function: G protein-coupled receptor activity. Gene Ontology annotation, biological process: cell surface receptor signaling pathway; adenylate cyclase-activating G protein-coupled receptor signaling pathway.